Messenger RNA from Schistocerca cancellata (South American locust), 1072 nucleotides. Its product is annotated as E3 ubiquitin-protein ligase RNF185-like. Gene Ontology annotation, biological process: ubiquitin-dependent protein catabolic process. Gene Ontology annotation, molecular function: ubiquitin-like protein conjugating enzyme binding; ubiquitin protein ligase activity; metal ion binding. The transcript has 7 exons. Lineage: Eukaryota; Metazoa; Arthropoda; Insecta; Orthoptera; Acrididae. Gene Ontology annotation, cellular component: endoplasmic reticulum. The coding region runs from base 262 to 840 and encodes 192 amino acids. The record is from RefSeq and is a predicted model, not a curated record.
AUACACGUCGGCUCUACAUAAAGUUGUAUUUAUUCAUCUGUGACAACCUUGUACUCACCAAUCAGAAACGUUUGGCUGGUGUUGUUUGUAACACGAAGGUCAAAGAUAAUAACGUGAUCAGAUGAAUAGAAAAUGAGCUAAGCUUUUACGUUUGUAGAAGUAUGGUGCAGUAGUUUGAAAGUGUUUGAAGAAUUUUAUGAUGUUAAUGUCUAGCUGUUACUUGGCCGUAAUAUUGCCCGUAUUCAUUACCAAAUUCGAGAAAUGACAAUCACAAGUGAAGCAGGGCCUUCCCGUAGUGGCAGUGAACCAGGACCUUCCAGAAGUAACAAUGGCGAGGAAAAAGAAAAAGACAAGGAAAAAGACGAACGAAUGUUUGAAUGUAACAUUUGUUUAGAUACUGCAAGAGAUGCUGUAGUGAGCUUGUGUGGUCAUCUGUUUUGUUGGCCAUGUUUACACCAAUGGCUUGAAACGAGGCCAAACCGUCAGAUGUGCCCUGUAUGUAAGGCUGCAAUCAGCAAGGAGAAAGUAGUUCCAUUGUAUGGAAGAGGGAGCACCAAACAAGAGGAUCCUAGGUACAAGAUUCCACCACGCCCUCCUGGACAGCGUACUGAACCUGAAAAUAAUGGGGGAUUCCCGGGCUUUGGCUUUGGAGAUGGCCUUCACAUGUCAUUUGGCAUUGGUGCCUUUCCCUUUGGUAUCUUCACAUCUACCUUCAAUUUUGGUGAUCCUAGACCUAGUGCAGCUCCUCGUGGAACACCCCAGUUUGAAGAGGAGCAGUUUCUGUCGAAAGUGUUCCUUUGGGUUGCAAUAAUUUUCAUAUGUUGGCUGUUGAUGGCAUAAUAUCAGCACUCAUGAUCACAGAAACCACUUCGUGAGAGCCUUCUGUAAAAGUUGUUUAAAUUUUUUCAAAUAUUUAUAUAUGUAUAAAGAGAAAUAUGAAGCACUUUUAUUGUUAUCAAUUGUCAAAUGCUGAAUGUAUAUGUGGUGGUAUAUCAUUUUUCUUAUCAUGUAUCUUAUAUAUUAUUAUGUAUAUUGUCACAACAUAGAUAGAUAAAUAUUCUUUAUAACUGAA